UUACUUCAUAGCUUUUUGAAGCGAAAGAGUUUCCACUUCACGAUGUCAAGUAUUGAGUCGUGACUGUUUGUUGAAUCACGUGAUGACGGAGGAGCAGAGUGGAGACCCUGAUGGAGGAGCACUGUCUGUGGAGGACGAAGAGGUGGGAAACGAGAGCCCGACAGAGAUGGCUUCUUUAGACACGGAGGAGGAAGAUGAGGAGGCUCUCCCUCACUCAGAGAUCCUGGAUAUUUUCGAGGAGGGACUUGCUCGACUUGUGCAAGACCCUUUACUCUGUGAUCUGCCAAUUCAGGUGACUCUGGAGGAAGUCAAUUCUCAGAUUGCUUUGGAGUAUGGCCAAGCGAUGACUGUGAGGGUUUUAAAGGCAGAUGGAGAGAUAAUGCCCAUAGUGGUGGUGCAAAAUGCCACUGUGCUUGAUCUGAAGAAGGCCAUCCGCAGAUUCAUGGAGCUGAAACAGCAGCGUGAAGGUGGAGUUAAACACGUCAGCUGGAGAUAUGUUUGGAGAAAUUAUCAGUUAACUUUUCAAGGUGAAAAGCUUGAAGAUGACAAGAUGGGGCUCAAAGACUACGGGAUCAGAAACAGAGAUGAAGUGACGUUCAUGAAGAGACGCAGGAAAAAAUGAAAUGUCACAGCCAACGCUUGUCACGUCACGGAAAUACACCAGUUCCCGUGUGCACUGGUUCUACUUGUCUCGCAGACUGUACAUUAGUUUCACAAAUAAUGGUUUUUGUAUUUUGGACUUGUUAUUUUAAUUGUCUUGGGGCACAUUUUAAACUGAGCGUGUCACUCAAAGAGGCUCCAUGUAAAUAAGAUAUCUGGAGAUGUUACGCCUCCAGAUAUCUGUGUGCCGUGGUUUUGUAUAGUUUUCUGCUAACAUUAAAACAUAUGACAUUGUUUUAUUAA
Molecule: messenger RNA, 903 nt
Organism: Pseudoliparis swirei
Lineage: Eukaryota; Metazoa; Chordata; Actinopteri; Perciformes; Liparidae
Gene: snrnp25
Product: small nuclear ribonucleoprotein 25
Exons: 5
Coding region: 83-622 (179 amino acids)
Biological process (GO): mRNA splicing, via spliceosome
Cellular component (GO): U12-type spliceosomal complex
Molecular function (GO): protein binding
Source: RefSeq, a predicted model, not a curated record